This is a messenger RNA of Bradysia coprophila, 1588 nucleotides long. RefSeq names its product beta-1,3-galactosyltransferase brn (gene brn). Gene Ontology annotation, molecular function: UDP-glycosyltransferase activity; hexosyltransferase activity. Lineage: Eukaryota; Metazoa; Arthropoda; Insecta; Diptera; Sciaridae. Gene Ontology annotation, cellular component: Golgi membrane. Gene Ontology annotation, biological process: protein O-linked glycosylation. The record is from RefSeq and is a predicted model, not a curated record.
GAACAUGUUCACGCUGUCACUCGCCCAUCCUAUCUAAUGUUAUGGAAUUUCUUUAAUUAACUAAAAGUUUUGUGUCUUUUUGAGAACGAAAGGAAACAUUUCCAGGCCCAGUCGUAAUGGCAAUCAGUUAAAACGUAAUUGCUAAGACCGUGAUAAAAGACAGAAUGUUUCCAAUGCGAAAUUGGAUUAUCUGGUGCCUGAGAUUUCGCAUAAAGUAUGUGGCUGGCGUUUGCUUGGGAUUGUUUAUUUUGGAUUAUUUCGGUGCAUUUACUCAUUACUUUGAGGCUGACUUUUACACAGAAUUCAACUAUCCGUUCGAUGGCGAUGUGCUUAAGUAUGCCGGCCAAGUGCGACACGGGCAGAAGCCCGAUAUCGAUCCAAUUAACAUGUAUAAUUACACGUUCACAUAUGAUUGCAAGCACAAGUGUAAGAACGAUGAAGAUGAUAGAUACUCAGUGCCAAAAUUGGUUUUCAUCGUUAAAUCAGCGAUGGACCAUUUUAAUCGACGAAUCGCGAUCCGACAAAGCUGGGGCUUUGAACGCAGGUUCUCGGAUGUUUUAAUCAGAACAGUGUUUGUCUUGGGUCGAACGGCCGAGCCAAACGAAGAACUGCAGUUGCUGAUUGAUGAAGAGCAUGAACAUUUCAAAGACAUUGUGCAGGCAAACUUCGUUGACGCCUAUUUCAACAAUACCAUUAAGACCAUGAUGGGUAUGAAAUGGGCUGUGACACAUUGCCCUAAAAGUAAAUUCUAUAUGUUCGUCGACGAUGACUAUUACGUUUCGUCAAAGAAUAUUUUGCGAUUUGUACGCAAUCCACUCAACUAUCCGGAAUAUUUGGAAGAGGCAGAUGAAACGUUACGAAAAUUAGCUCGUCGUCUAAGUAAUUCUGACCUGACGAACAACUCGAUCGUCAAUGUAAACGAAAUGAAGAGCAUUGUGAACAACGUUAACUCAAUAAACAACAAAGAACUGGUGAAGACAAUCAAAAAAUUCAUAAAUUCAGAAGAACAACGACCGAAGAAUGCUCGACAACUGUUGGAUUUGGAACUGCCAGACGAUGUGAAAUUAUUCGCCGGUUUCGUGUUUAAUUCAGCACCGCAUCGACAUAAAAGUAGUAAAUGGCAUGUGUCAUUGGAGGAAUAUUCCUGGCAUAUGUGGCCACCGUACGUGACGGCUGGUGCAUUUAUUCUGUCCAGAGAGGCCCUACAUCAAAUGUACUUUGUCAGCAUGUACACAAAACACUUCAGAUUUGACGAUAUUUACAUGGGAAUUGUAGCUUUAAAAGCAGACAUCGAACCUCUUCACUCCGAGGAAUUUUACUUUUACAAGGCGCCAUUCCAAGGAGCCCACAAUUAUCGAUACGUCAUCGCCACGCACGGAUACGAUGAUCCAACGGAAGUUAUUAAAGUUUGGAAUGAGUGUCGAUCCGCAGGCCACGCUUAAAUCUUUCUGCCGACUUCUUAUGUGAUAAAUGAACACUUUCAUCGACUGAAAUUAAUGUAAUUUAAGACAAAAGUAAUUUGUUUAACAUAAUGAUCCCAAAUUGCAACAUACGGAGUACAUAAUAAAACUUCAAUGAGAAAAAUCAA